This is a messenger RNA of Hypoxylon fragiforme, 1903 nucleotides long. Its product is annotated as cytochrome P450. The record is from RefSeq and is a predicted model, not a curated record. Gene Ontology annotation, molecular function: heme binding; oxidoreductase activity, acting on paired donors, with incorporation or reduction of molecular oxygen; steroid hydroxylase activity. The coding region runs from base 1 to 1566 and encodes 521 amino acids. The transcript has 4 exons. NCBI's taxonomy places the organism in Eukaryota, Fungi, Ascomycota, Sordariomycetes, Xylariales, Hypoxylaceae.
AUGGCGCCUAUGGGUAUUUACCCUGAAGCCUUGGUUCUGGCCUUCAAAGCCGAGGGAAGUGCCUUACUGGAUACCCUUCAUUGGUCAGGCCAACUGUCAUGCUACUUAAUCUUGAUAUGUCAAGUCUUACUCAUUCCAGGUCAUACUAUCAGCUUCUUCCGGAAUUAUACUGAGCUAAUGGAGAAUGGACUAAAUUCUACUGACUCCACACAUGAACCCUUUGCCAUCCAGCUCUUGGGGAAAAAGCUUUAUAUAUGCUCCGAUCACUCUGAUGUCUCUACUGUGUUUGACGAUACAGUGGGCUUUAAUUUCGAUAAUCACUUAACUAGUCUCCUGACGAGCUUUGGUAUCUCAAGCGCAGCACUCGAGCGUGCCUGGCAUGUCCCUAAACCAGGAGACUGGUGCUAUAUACCUAACAACCCCGUGAACCCCAAACAGAAGAGCUUGAUUCAUUUCGUUGAGGAUAUUUACAGAAUUCAACUUCUUCCAGGGGACCUCAUGGAUCAAUGGAGCCGCACAUUCUUGGAUUCGGUACAAAUUUCCUUGCGUAACAUGAGGAGCUUAGAGUUUUGCACCGUACAGAAGAGCAGCAGCGUAUGGUAUAAUGAUCAUAGAACGCAGCAGGUCUCACUCUACUCGCUUGUUUCUUUUUUUAGUGUGCAGGCCACUGCUCAUGCCAUGUUCGGAUCACAUCUCCAUGACAUCGAUCCGUUAGUCGUCCAAUACAUGUUAUCUUUUAACGAGCACGUUUGGAUGAUAGUGUUUCGCUGUCCCAAUAUCUUCGGUCUACCUGUCGAUAAAUAUCGAAGCAAACUCAUGGACAUCACCAGAGCAUUUGUCCAGCUUCCUAAGGAGAAGCGUAACCAGGCAUCUUGGGCGAUCAACAACGUCCUAUAUGGUAUGGAGAUUGUCGGAAUGGACAUGGAAUCUAGGGCUUCUAUGAUACUCAUGAUUUUUUGGGCUGCGGUAUCCAACGAGCAUAAUAGCUGUUUCUGGCUUUUGGCCCACUUAUUAUACGACCAGUCUCUCAUGGAAUUGGCAAAAGAAGAGACAGAAUCGGGAUGGAGCUCUGGUCAGCUGGAUAUCAAAAGCCUUUGCUCAAACAGUCCGAAUUUGGACUCAAUUUUCUAUGAGGUUCUAAGACUCAAUAAUACGGCUGCUGCCGUCCGAGUAACAUCACAGAAAACAAUACUUGGGGGUAAAGAGCUACAGCCAGGCUCGACGAUCGUGAUGCCGUUUCGGUCGCUUCACAUGAAUGAAAGGGUAUGGGGAGCCGACGUAUCACAGUUUCAGCCGUCACGAUUCCUCAGGAAGAAGUCAUUGGCUAGAUCCCCAUCCUUUAGACCAUUUGGCGGCGGAGCAACUCUAUGCCCAGGGCAGACAUUGGCCAGAUAUGAGGUGUUUGGUUUCAUUGCCGUCCUCUUCCACCGUUUCCACGUAACUCUAGCCAGGACUUCUUCCGGGGAAAGGCCCCCCUUCCCACGAUUAAAUUCCAUGACCCCAUCAUUCGGCCUUAAUGGGCCCAUGAAAGGCAUGGAUGUCAUAGUUGAUAUUAAGGAGAAAUAGCAGCAACACAAGACUAUUCCAAGGUUUAUUAGGAUAUACAGAGGUAGUAUAGAAGCCUCCCAAGAUUCUACUUAUAAGCAUCUCCGGGCAUUUACAAGUGCACUCAGAUUCAGCCAAUUUUUUAGGUACAUGCCUAGGGAGGUAGGCAGUUUAAAAAUGCAGCCUUUAUUUUCAAUAAGAUGGUAUUCAGGUACCAGCAUAACUCCGUUUUCACCCGUCACGUAAGUGAUACUCUAGGAAUCAAACAUAUGCCAUCCUUAAAAUGAAUACAAAUCCUAGUGUGUAGACAAGUGCUUCGCUAUGCGAGUAUGUGGUGUGUAGUGUAUUGACAACUGAC